UUCCCUCCCCCCCCCGCCUGGUGCAUUUGGGGGGAGGCCGCUGGGGAGCGGGGAGACCCCAGGAAAGGGGGGCGAAGCCGAGCCCAGGGGGUCAGGAUCGCGCGCCACGGGGAGCGCCGGAUCUGUCCCCAGUUUCACCCCACAGGGAGGCAGCCGGUGCGGCUGAUCUGCUUGGGGUGCUCCUUCCCCGGGUCAGCCGCCCGGGUGGCCCCUCGAUGUGGCACUUGGGGAGGAGGGUCAGACCCGGCCUGCAGUGGUGAUGAAGCUACUUGGCCCCCUUCGUCAGGCAUCGCUUCCCCCCCAUUGCCCCCUACGCGAGUCCCCUGGUGCAGUUCUGCCCCUGGAUGAGACGUGCCCCAGGCUCUGCUGGGUUGGCCUGAGUGGCAAAAGCCCACCGAGGUGCGGAGAGGGAGGCCAGUGCGGGGCCCAGGGCAGCCCUCCCAUGCGGCCUUGCAUGGGGACUGCUGAAAGGCAAGCAGAUUCCUAGUUCCCUGUCUUUUUCCGUGUAUAAGGCGAUACUUUUUCUUUAACAUAUUUACCUAAAAAUGGAGGGGCGUCUUAUAUACGGGGGGCGGGAGGGGCAAAGGAGAACCGCGUUUGAGAAACUGCCGGUACCUCAUCUCUGCAAGUCGCCUCACGAGCAAAACUUCCGAUUGCAGCGCCAAGCUAACCGGUUUCCACUCAUGAGCCGUAUGUAACUGACAUCAGCUGAUGCCGUGUGGAGCUAGUGCUCAGAUGCCAAGGGAGCGGUAAUUUAUAUUAUUUUAAGGAAGUUUAUGUAUGUUUGUGAACCGCCCCAGACUUCGGCAAAUGGGGCGGCAUAGAAGUUUCCUAAAUAAAUAAAUAAUGUCGGAGCGUUCUGAGCCCAUGAAAAUGUCAGAAAACAAAAAAAUGAAUACCAGUACCGGUAAGCGAACGUCCUACUCUGCAAAAUUUAAACUGGAGGUAAUCAGCUAUGCAAAAGAGCAUGGAAAUAGAGCUGCAGAGAGACAGUUCGGACGUCCUCCCACUGAGUGUAUGAUCAGACAGUGGAGAAAACAGGAAGAACAACUCCUUAAGAUGCCAGAAAAGAAGAAGGCCUUGAGAGGAAAACCAGCAAAAUGGCCAGACUUGGAGCAGAGGCUUAAGACUUGGAUUUUGGAGCAGCACCAGAGUGGCUUCUGUGUGUCACCCAAGCUCAUUCGAUGUCGGGCAAGAAUGUUUGCGAGCGAAAUGAAGAUGGUUGAUUUUACGGGAAAGGCAAAAUGGUGCUUCAAUUUCAUGAGGAGAGAAGGGUAUCAGAGUACUGGUUUUUUGAAACACAGAUUAAAGAUGGCCAUGCCAGACACAGCUGGCCUUGAACCGCACAAAGAUUUGGAUGGCGUGAAGGCUGGGAGAAGUGGAGGAUUCUGGGAAGGACUGUCUCAGCAGGCCCCUGAGGGGGACAAGGUCAGCCCGGAUGUGCCGUGCCAGCACUUCAGGCAGCUCCGCUACGAGGGCGCAGAGGGGCCCCGAGAGGUUUACACCCAACUGCACCGUCUUUCCGGUCAGUGGCUGAAGCCAGAGCGACACACCAAAAACCAAAUGCUGGACCUGGUGGUCCUGGAGCAGUUCCUGGCCGUCCUGCCAGCGGAGGUGGUGAACUGGGUGAGGGAAUGCAGAGCGGAGACGUGCUGCCAGGCGGUGGCCCUGGCGGAGGGCUUCCUCCUGAGCCAGGCCGAGGACAGGAGGCAGGAGCAGCAGCAGCAGUUUCAGGGGGCAAGUCAAACAGCAGAAGGAGGGUCUGAUGUUGCUGCAGCGGAGAAAACGCCGUCAGCCGCCAGCCAGAGAUCUCCACCAAGGGGAAUCCAGCAGGAGAGCAAUGGAUGUGCUUUGUGGGGGGAUGGAGAAACAGUAGCAAUGGGUGCCCAGCGGCCUCUUCUUGAUGAUGGAGCGGGACCAGAUCAGGCCCUGGUGACCUUUGAGGAGGUCGCCGUGUGCUUCACGGAGGAGGAGUGGGCCCUGCUGGAUCCCGGCCAGAGAGCCCAGCACAGCCAGAUCAUGGAGGAGAACCGCGGGACCGUGGCCUCUCUCGGUGACUGGUGGAAAGUGGAGAAGAGGGAACCUCAUCAGAUGUCAGUGAAGAGAAACUAAUGUAAAAACAGCAAAGAGCAAAGGAGGAAAAGUGAACCAAACUGGCAUAGGAAGAAUAAUUGUUUUGCUUCUCAGGUCCAUGGCAUUCCAACACCAGGAGACAUCUGUAAAAGACAGGGAAAAAACAAGUGCCUUGGACCUAGGAAAACUCCCCAUUCUGAAUUACACACUGAACUUCAUUCCAAAAUGCAGCCAUGGAGGAAAAGAUACGAAUUCAAGGAGUGUGGAAAGAGCUUCAGGCAGAAGGUGCUUCUCAACGUCAAAGAAGUCAACCAGAGGAGAAAGCAUUGAAUUGUUUGGAAGAUGGAAAGAGCUUCAGCCAGAAUAAACAUGUUAGUUCUCACCAAAGAAUUCACAGAGGUAGGAAAAAAAUGGACCAUUUUCUGGAGAAUGGGAAGAGCUCAAUUCACAAGACAAUUCUCAUGCAACAUGAAGGAAAUGGCACUGGGGAGAAACCAUUUCAUUGCGUGCAUUGUGGAAAGAGCUUCAGUGAGAAGAAAAGAAUCACGUGUCAUCAAAGAACUCACACAGUGGAGAAAGCUUUUCAUUGUUUGGAGUAUGGAAAGGGCUUCAGUCGAGCACAUCUGCUUACUCAACAUCAGAGAAUUCACACAGGGGAGAGACCCUAUCAUUGCCUGGAGUGUGGAAAGAACUUCAGACAGCAGAAACAUCUCACUUGUCAGCAAAAAACUCACACAGGGGAGAAACUUUUUCACUGGAGUGUGGAAUGAACUUCAGUCAGAAGAUCUCUCAUUAACGAACACGCACGGGAGAAAUGAUAAUUAUUGUUUAGAGUGUAGAAAGAGAUUCAUUCAGAGGAGAACUCUCAUUUGUCCGGAAACUACUUACCGGGGGUGGGGUGGGGAGAGAAACCCCAUCGUUGUUUAGAAUGUGGGAAGAGCUAUUCACUCAGGGAGGAAACCAUAUCAAUGUUUCAGUAUGUGAAGAGAUUAAGUCAGAAUGUAUAUUGCCUCAUUAAAGCAAUCACAAAGAGGAAAAA
Molecule: messenger RNA, 3112 nt
Organism: Varanus komodoensis (Komodo dragon)
Lineage: Eukaryota; Metazoa; Chordata; Lepidosauria; Squamata; Varanidae
Product: zinc finger protein 75D-like
Exons: 6
Coding region: 847-2112 (421 amino acids)
Biological process (GO): regulation of DNA-templated transcription
Source: RefSeq, a predicted model, not a curated record